AUGGCUAUUGGAAGUGAGCUAAUCGAGGCAAUGCGUCGUCGACGGUCGCUGUCGCUCAUGACGUUCAACCUCCUAGCUCCGUGCUAUUUCCGACACGGUGGUCGUUUGGAGAGUGAUUAUUCAACUUCUUUUUUAGCUCGCGCCCAAGCCGCCAUCAGUGCCAUCAAGCGCGAAAAGUGCGACGUCAUUUGUCUGCAAGAAUUUUGGUUCGACCACGAUUAUCAAUGCGCCUUCCGCCAAGCGUUCCAGCGGACACACCAAAUUCACACAGUCAAACGACCAGGCGAUAAGCAGGACGGACUCGCUAUAUUCGUGGAUAAAAGCAAGCUGGAGGUUCAUAAUGUAGAAAGUGUCGAUCUUGUGGAGGAAGCGGGCGACCGCGUGGCGCUGCUUCUGCAUGUGGCAACAAAAUGGAACCGCAAGAUAGUGCCACUGAGUCAGCGCUCAUUAUUGAUCGUCAAUUCGCAUUUGACAUUCCCUCACAGUGACAUGUACACGAGUCUGCGUCUAAAUGAAAUCAAUCGCGUGCUUUUGGCAAUGCGCAAACUCGUAACAAAUCACAAAUUUUACAGUAUAUUUGCUCAUUUACAUGGGCGAGAGGCGCGAAUAACUCACUGUAAUCACAACAACAGCGAGGUGAGUGUCGACUUUAUCUUCAGCAAUAGGAUAAAAAUUGGUCAAGAAAUCAAAGGCGAUGGAAUUGUUCGUGAUAAUUCUAUACUGCACCUUCAACCCGUCGACUGCCACCUCGUGCCACGUCAAUUGCCGGACGUUGCACGCUUAAAGCGUCCACAGUUUGGACACGACUGGCACUCUGUGCAGUCACCUACAUUACUAAGAGAAGAAAGGGAUCUCGUCGAUUACUGGCGGAUGGUAUCGGACCAUCGGCCGUUAGUAGCCAAAUUUGACAUGACUGAACGUUUUAAAGAGACCAGUCGAAACUAA
Molecule: messenger RNA, 945 nt
Organism: Plasmopara halstedii
Lineage: Eukaryota; Oomycota; Peronosporomycetes; Peronosporales; Peronosporaceae
Product: Transcriptional effector CCR4-related protein
Exons: 2
Coding region: 1-945 (314 amino acids)
Molecular function (GO): 3'-5'-RNA exonuclease activity
Source: RefSeq, a predicted model, not a curated record